AUGUCGAUACUCCAAGCCUCGCCUCUUAUUCCUCCCUCACGACCUGAAAUCAUUCAGUCGCUUAUUGACGGAGUAGAUAGAUACAAUCCUGACAAUAUUUCAAUUCUGGAAGAAUAUUUGGGAGCGCAGUUACAGAAUGAGGAAUAUGAUUUGAUGGCCAAUUUGGCAAUAUUAAAGCUGUAUCAGUUUAAUCAGCAUCUAAUUAAUGACCGAGUGAUAAUAAAUAUACUCGUGAAAGCACUGACAGCAAUACCAAACCCAGAUUUCAAUUUAUGUCUUUAUUUAUUACACGAAAGCGCUCUUGCAGAAGAUAGUAUACAGAAAUUGCUACAUCUCCAAUCACUUCUUGAACAAGCGAGAUACCGAGAAUUCUGGCAUGUGUAUGAAUCAGAGGAAACAUAUAGAAUAUUAACGUCUGAAGCAAUUGGAUUUGAGAAUGCCAUUCGCAAAGUCAUUGCAAGAGUCGUUGCCAUAUCCUUUCAGACAAUCUCUACGGAAUUGCUGCAGAGCUACCUUAAUAUUGGGGCAUCGAAUGGACACUCGGAUGAGGACUUUUCAUUCUUUAUCGAAAAGCAAGGCUGGAAAGAAGAAAAUAAAGUCGUUCAUAUCCCAGUAAACAAUGAUAAUGAGGCGAAACCUACCGUAAUAAGAGAGAAUAUUAAAUUUGAACAACUCACAAAAGUAAUCGGAUACUCUAAUGAACUCUAA
Molecule: messenger RNA, 708 nt
Organism: Paraglomus brasilianum
Lineage: Eukaryota; Fungi; Glomeromycota; Glomeromycetes; Paraglomerales; Paraglomeraceae
Source: the annotation of a GenBank genome assembly